Messenger RNA from Tribolium castaneum (red flour beetle), 1986 nucleotides. RefSeq names its product synaptic vesicle glycoprotein 2C-like. The transcript has 12 exons. Gene Ontology annotation, biological process: transmembrane transport. The record is from RefSeq and is a predicted model, not a curated record. Bases 338 to 1903 code for a protein of 521 amino acids. Gene Ontology annotation, cellular component: membrane. NCBI's taxonomy places the organism in Eukaryota, Metazoa, Arthropoda, Insecta, Coleoptera, Tenebrionidae. Gene Ontology annotation, molecular function: transmembrane transporter activity.
GCUCAUUUAACAAUCAGAAAUUGUAAAUUUUGUUGAUUAUUUGUUACCUAUCAUCAAGCAAGCACUUGAAAUAAUAGUAGCAUUGAAUGAAACAAACUAUUAAAAUUAUAAACCUGCAUUUUGAAGGUGAUAUCAGUUAUUACUACAAUUUAUUAACCUUGGAGAAAGGCUACACCUUUCAAUAAUAUUAUUUGUUCCAACUUUAUUAACGUUUAACUGUACUCUGAGAUUAUCCAUAAGAAUUAAAUCGGCAUCACAUGAAUACAACACAUAGCAAAAUAAUAAUUUAUUUUAUUUAUACGUGCCAUUAAUUAUUAUUAUCGACAGGUGUAUCAUUAUGUCUGGAAACAUUUUCACCGUCACAACAACCACCAAAACGACAGUUCCAGCCGAUUUUGAAACCGCUAUUACCGCAACCGAUUUCGGAAAAUUUAACUUUUACUUUGUUUUGCUAAUCCUUGUUUCAGGAUGGGCUUGCGGCUUUGAAAGCAGCACAAUGGCUUAUAUUCUUCCGGUAGCGCAGUGUGAUCUUGAUUUGAGUCUUGAAGACAAAGGUUUAUUGAAUGCGAUUACAUAUUCGGGAAUGAUUUCAAGUGCUGUUAUUUGGGGAUUUCUCUUUGAUACCCUUGGACGCAGAAAACUCCUAAUGAUCGGGUUUUCCUUGGACUUUAUCUGCGUAGUCAUAAGUUCCUUAUCCCAAAACAAAGAAGUGUUGCUAGCGUCGAAUUUUUUUGGUGGUUUUAUCAUAAAUGGCCCAUAUGCCGCACUAUCAACUUAUGUUUCUGAAUUUCAUUCAAAUAAAUACAGAGGACGGAUGCAGUUAAUGAUAGCUGUGAGUUUUUCUUGCGGAGGCAUCGUCUUACCCCUUCUGGCUUGGGGUAUUUUACCACAAGAAUUAAAUUUGAAAAUAUCCGACACAUUUACUAUUUACUCGUGGAACAUUUUACUUUUCUUGUAUAGUAUUCCAUCGCUUGUAAGUGCGAUUAUAUUUGUUUUCGUCCCAGAAAGCCCAAAAUUUCUGAUGACUGUCGGCGAAAACGAAAAAGCUUUGAAAAUAUUCCAGAAAAUUUAUUCAAUAAACAGCGGACAACCACCAAAGACAUUUCCAAUUACAGAGUUGGUAGAUGAAGUUAGUCUCAAGAAAAAAGACCCGAACGAACACGGAGGACAAGUUACUGCUAAACGAAGUCAGUCGCAAGCUUUGCAGGAAGGGUGGCAACAAAUCAAACCAUUAUUUUUUCCUCCUCACUUAAAAAACAUAAUUUUUGUUUGUCUGAUUCAAACUCUGUUCACAAUGACCGUUAACACGAUGAGACUUUGGUUACCACAAAUAUUCCAAGCUUUGAAUGAUUACCAAUAUUAUUACAACGUGUCGUCUGCUGAUCUUUGCGAAAGUUUAGAAAUGAUCAAAAGUUCAAAUGUUACAAGUGAUGAAUGCCAAGUCAAUUCGGACAAUUCCUCAGUUUACACAAACGGUUUAAUUGUAGCAGUUGUUACCCUUGUAGGUGAUUUUAGUGCAAGCUUUUUUAUCAAUAAAGUUGGGAAAAAAACACUUCUCUUCGUUUUAGGAAUAUUAGCUGGAGGAUUUGAAAUCACCAUUUAUUUCUCCAUGAAUACAGCGUUCGCAGUUGCGUUUUCAUCACUGUUUGCUACUUUUACACACAUCGCAGCCAAUGUUUGUAUUGUAGUCAUUAUUAAUUUAUUCCCAACGACUUUAAGGACAAUGUCACUAGCUUUAGCUCUAAUGUGUGCUAGAAUUGGUUCAAUGACUGGAAAUCUAAUAUUUCCCUUACUCAUUCGGACAGGUUGUGGGCCACCUUUUUUCACAAUAGCAGCGCUAGUUUUUGCUUGUGCUUUUUUGUCCCUGUUACUACCAAACACCGACUCCAAGGCGCUGGAAUAAACUUUGGAAUGAUGUUUCAAUUUUAUUGUGUAAAAAUUUUGUAAAUACCAUUCCUGUUAUAAAAAGUAAAAGAAAGUUUUCUA